UUGCUGUGGCUGUAGUGUAGGCCGGUGGCUACAGUGCUGAUUUGACCCCUAUCUUGGGAAUUUAGUAUGCCGAGGUGCUGCUCUAGAAAGACAGAAAAGAAAAAAGAGAAAGAAAAAAAAUGCUGUGGGUGGGGCCUAGGAACCUUGCUAUGAUUGGAUUCCAAGAGGCCCUGCUACUAAGUGGUCAGAUGUGUAAAACCCAAUUGGGUGAGGUACCCUUGUAACUGGCUGAAAGAGUGGUUGCAUUUAGUCUAUAUUAUUGGGGUCUGUUGGCGAAAACGUCUGGUGGCUCAAAAUCUGAUAGGAAGGACGUGGCUGUCGUUCCUUGUAACAAAAUAUUUGAUAUGGAAUCCUAUUCUAAGAACUCAGGCACUCAGGUAUCCACCAUGGUAUUAGGUCCUGAACAGAAGACACCGUCUGAAGAUGCUUCUGGAGAACAUGGGGACACGGCCAGUCUUGGUGCCAUCAACCCUGCCUACAGUCACUCCUCUCUCCCGCAGUCGCCCGGGGGGCUCUCAGAGGAGCCCUUCACCACCUACUUUGACGAGAAGAUCGCCAUUCCUGAGGAGGAGCACUCGUGUUUUAGCUUUCGUAAACUCUGGGCUUUCACGGGACCAGGAUUUCUUAUGAGCAUUGCCUACCUGGACCCAGGAAACAUCGAGUCUGAUUUGCAGUCUGGAGCAGUGGCUGGAUUUAAGUUGCUCUGGAUUCUUCUGUUGGCCACCAUCGUGGGGCUCCUGCUCCAGCGCCUUGCAGCUAGACUGGGAGUGGUCACUGGGCUGCAUCUUGCUGAAGUGUGUCACCGUCAGUAUCCCAAGGUUCCGCGAAUUAUCCUAUGGCUAAUGGUGGAGUUGGCUAUCAUUGGCUCAGACAUGCAAGAAGUUAUUGGCUCAGCUAUUGCCAUCAAUCUCCUAUCUGUUGGAAGGAUUCCUCUCUGGGGUGGAGUUCUCAUCACCAUUGCAGAUACCUUUGUAUUUCUCUUUUUGGACAAGUAUGGCUUGCGGAAGCUAGAAGCAUUUUUUGGUUUUCUCAUCACCAUUAUGGCCCUCACAUUUGGAUAUGAGUAUGUUACAGUGAAACCCAGCCAGAGCCAGGUGCUCAAGGGAAUGUUCCUGCCAUCGUGUUCAGGCUGUCGUACCCCACAGAUCGAGCAGGCUGUGGGCAUCGUGGGCGCUGUCAUCAUGCCACACAACAUGUACCUGCAUUCUGCCCUAGUCAAGUCCAGACAGGUAAACCGAGCCAAUAAGGAGGAAGUGCGAGAAGCCAAUAAGUACUUUUUCAUUGAAUCCUGCAUUGCUCUCUUUGUUUCCUUUAUCAUCAACGUCUUUGUUGUCUCAGUCUUUGCCGAAGCGUUUUUUGAGAAAACCAACCAGCAGGUGGUUGAAGUCUGUAGAAAUAGCAGCAGUCCCCAUAGUGACCUUUUUCCUGAGGACAACUCGACACUGGCUGUGGACAUCUACAAAGGGGGUGUGGUGCUAGGGUGUUACUUCGGGCCGGCGGCACUCUACAUCUGGGCAGUGGGGAUCCUGGCUGCAGGACAGAGCUCCACCAUGACAGGAACCUACUCCGGCCAGUUCGUCAUGGAGGGAUUCCUGAACCUGAAGUGGUCGCGCUUCGCCCGAGUGAUCCUGACGCGCUCUAUCGCCAUCAUCCCCACUCUGCUGGUGGCCGUCUUCCAGGAUGUAGAGCAUCUCACAGGGAUGAAUGACUUCCUGAAUGUCCUCCAGAGCUUACAACUUCCCUUUGCUCUCAUACCCAUCCUCACGUUUACAAGCUUGCGGCCAGUAAUGAGUGAAUUCGCCAACGGGAUAGGCUGGAGGAUCGCAGGCGGUAUCUUGGUCCUCAUCGUCUGUUCCAUCAACAUGUACUUCGUCGUGGUUUACGUCCAGGAUCUAGGGCAUGUGGUGUUGUAUGUGGUGGCUGCCGUGGUCAGCGUAGCUUAUCUGAGCUUCGUGUUUUACUUGGGUUGGCAAUGUUUGAUUGCACUGGGCAUGUCCUUCCUGGACUGUGGGCACACGUACCACCUGGGAUUGACAGCUCAGCCUGAACUCUACCUUCUGAACACCGUGGAUGCCGACUCACUUGUGUCUAGAUGACUGACAGCCGGAGAGACUGUAUAAGACCCACUUUCUCUUAGUCCUUUUGCGCCACGUGUCCUGUUGACAUAGCUCUGUUAGUGCAGAGGUGAGUUUUGUUCAAACGUUUUGAACAAAAGGCAAAAAUUUCCUCAUGGGAAUGGUGUUAAAAGCUGACGGCUGUGAAGUGUGGGUCAGAGACUUACCUCGAAGCGGUCCUGCCCGCUGAGGAGUCAAAGGAUUAGCCUAUGAUGGCCACACACCCCAUGGGCUUGUGUCUUAACGUCUGGAAUUUUAAAAAUACACGUGUGUAUAUGUUUCUAUAAACCUGAACAUACUCGUUUGGGUAGAGUUUUUAAGGUUAUAUAAAAGCGAUAGAUCUUUUGUAUUUUUUUAACAAAUGUUGAGAUAAGUCAGAUAUUUAUUUUGUUUGGAUCGCAAGUGACAAAGGAAAAGGAGCAUGGCUCUUUUUCUAAAUGAACUGGUCACACUGGCUGACUUUUUCAAGUGAUGCUUGACGAUGGCCAGUUAAAUUUCACUUUGAUUUUAAUCGACCCAGCCUGGGUAAACGGAUACCCAGGCACAUCAUUUCCAAAGAAAACAUUUCUUCUUUUCCGCAGUCCUAUUUAAUCCUGGUUGUUGGCGUGCUUUGUGAUUUUUAUUUUCUUUGUUGUUGCUUUUCUUGAAAUUUUUUUUUUUUCAGAGAAAUGUGUAUUUUCCUAGUAGCAGGAUCCAGAAAUCAUACUUUAAUGAAUGAUCAGUUUUCCACACAGCCUUUUAACUCAGCCCAUGCUGGCAUUUCAGUUGUAGGUAUGAAAAGAACAAUGCUAGCAUUUAAUUUGUAAGUCCCAGCAGAAGCUAAUGGAGGCAUUGUGUUUCUUUCUCACAUGUGUCAAGUCCCACUGUGUCUUUUCUUCCCACUUUUCCCAUCAACACUCCAGACACCAUUUCCAAGUCAGUUUCCAAGAGUGGCUAAUAUUUCUAAUGCUGACUUUCCUAGGGAAUGCUAAGUGUUUUAAGAUAUUUAUACCAAGCAGUAUGAGAUUAGAACUAGACUGGCACUUACUGGAACACUAGUCCACCUGUCACAAACUGCCUGCCUACAUGUGACUUAUAGGUUUUUUUGUUUCUUGUUUUUUUUGAUUGACCCCUCUUCCUAACCAGGAUUUUUCCUUCUAUAACAUUUUUAUAGUUAAAAAUUAAUAUUUAAAAUUUUAAAGCUUCGUCAUAAUUAUCUGGUCGAAAGUGACAAGAUUUUCAAUACGGGGUUCACGUUCCUUCAUGGAAGUGCAGUUGGCUUGAACCAAAUGGCAACUAUCCAUUUUUCAUGGAAUAUACUCCAGGGUGGCAUCCACACCCUCUCUCAUUUCCUUCCAGCCCCAAAGGCACUGAGUUUGCAAACCCAGCAGCCUUGGUAGGUUUAAGCAUCAUUUUCUUCUUUCAGCAUUAAGAGAAAUAUCCAACCCCUCUUGCCUUAUUUUAAAGUGGAGUACCUUUCAAUAAGGCUUAAAAAAUUUCCAAACAUGGCCAAUCUUCAUUGAUAAUGAUGUGAUCCUCUGAGUGGCAAGGAUUUUUCCAAGACGAUGCCUUAAAAUUCCCCCAUUUUGUUGUGGCCCUUCAAACUUCUGAUAAGAGCAGCAAUCUUGGAAUCUAGGUUAGACCUUCUGAUCUUAAAAAGGCAACUGAGUUGACAUCAGUUAUCAUCUUUUAAUUGAAAAAGAGGUUUAUGAGUUUCAGUGUUUUGGUUUCCUUAUGUAGAGACAGCAACUCUAGGUGAAUCAAUCUGUUGGGUUUUCCUCCUUCCCUGGGCAAUUUCAUUUCUCAAUAGUUUCAUUAUCAGAGAAUGGGGAAAGAAAAAAAAAAGACCCCCAAAAUCCUGUUUCUCAGCCCAUAAAAAGAUAAGGUGGUUGGUUAAACAGAGAUUUAGUUCUCUGAGGAAUUCUGUAGCUUUUCUCUAUGCUUUAACUAUUGUUACUUAGAACAGACUAUAGUGUUUACAAGGGUUUAUAAAUAUACCCCUCAAGUCAAAAAACUCCUAUAAUCAGAAAAUUUGAUAAUAUAAACUGAAUCAUGCUAAAACCAGAAGAGGAGAUUGAUGUCUAAAGAAUUGAGUCUUGGGUAAAGUUUUUUGCUAAGUUAAGGAUAUUUAAUCUUCUCUAAUUUAUGAUGUACAGUUCUGGAUUUCCAUGUUAUGUGCUUACAAUAUAGAUAUUAAUAUAUUCAGUCCUCAGAUUAGCCCAGAUGCAUAUAUACUCAGUCAAUUCCUGCGGAUUAACACUGUGGAGUCAAUUUGUAAAAGGAUGCUCUGACAAUGUAUACCCAGAAUGUCAGAAAAAUGCAGUUAAAUAAUCAUUACUGAGCAGCUGCAGUUGGUCUAAGAUAAAAGGCAAUCAGAGCAUAUCCAGGCAUGUGAAAGGGUUGAGUUAGCAAGACAUCAGAGGUUACAGUAGUCAAUGAAAAUAGCCUUCUCAAUUUUAAAUAUUAUAUUAAAGCCACUAAACUGUUGCCCCAGAAGUAUUGUGCAAAUUCAGGUACUGUAUUUUAUCUCUAGGGUCUUCAUGCAAUGGCCUUCCCUCUUUACCCAAGCUACUGUGGGUAACUGACAUCCUGCAUUCUUAACUUUCACAUAUGAUUUUACAUUUUAAUUUAAACAGAACUUGUGAGUGCUCAUGCAUACCUGCUCUUAAUAAAUACUUCUCAUUGCCUUUCUCAAGCAAUAACCGUAUUACUUGAGUUCUUUCAGAGUAAGAUAGAGCCUAUUGGAUUUGGCAAGAAAAGCCUGUUUCUGAUCAAACACUUCAAUUAAUCUGUUUUUAAUGCUAAGCAUAAAAAUAGAGAGAGUGGGGUCUUUUCGGUAGCCUGAUUAGAACUGUCUUCUCAUUGUGUCAUUAAGGUGAAGGAUUUUUCUGUGCCAGCUGUCCUGUCUUUCAUGGAAAAUAUUAGAGUCAACUGCUGGAAUAGUCACUCCAGUGGAAUAAAGUAGUUGGAUUCCUUC
Phacochoerus africanus (Common warthog) is the source of this 5070-nucleotide messenger RNA. It is a transcript of the gene SLC11A2, whose product is annotated as solute carrier family 11 member 2. The record is from RefSeq and is a predicted model, not a curated record. Gene Ontology annotation, biological process: metal ion transport. The coding region runs from base 345 to 2096 and encodes 583 amino acids. Lineage: Eukaryota; Metazoa; Chordata; Mammalia; Artiodactyla; Suidae. Gene Ontology annotation, molecular function: manganese ion transmembrane transporter activity; cadmium ion transmembrane transporter activity; iron ion transmembrane transporter activity. Gene Ontology annotation, cellular component: plasma membrane. The transcript has 17 exons.